CUAGUUUGCCAACGUGCUGUAAACACGGAAAAGUCAGCUAAAACUUGUUCUUUUCUACGACACAUUUCGUUUUUCCAGACGUAGCUGCACCUGUAUUUUUGGCUUUACUUAAAGCCUUGGUUUUUAAGUGUAUAGCAAACAGACGUUUUCGCCAACGCAGCACUGUCGACAGCCUCGGGCACUAUAUGGAUCACUCGUAUGAUUAUGUUUUUCUAACACUCAGACAGGUUUUGUGGGCAGCCUGAAAGAUGUAGGUGAUAUUUCAUCUGGGCUGCUGGGAACGUGAUCUAGGGGGAGGCGAAGCGAGUUUUUUUUCUGUUGAACCGAAAAUGAAAGUGUUCAUUCAACUGUCAGCAGCCCGCCUUGAUGCAGUGCAGCAACCAUAAGGAGAAAUUUCUGGAAAUAACCAUGGAACUCUUCCUAAAGAUCCGAAUUUACUUGAUUCUGUUUACAGGUGUGCAGUGCAUCCAUCAGAUGCCCUGGCUGCCUUGUCAGUUCAUGGAUGAACAUGUGGAACGUGUGCUUGAGAGGAAUGAAAGCGUCAUUCAGACGAAGCUCAUCCACAGAGAGGCUCUGCUGCAGUUUGGUCAGAAAGGAGACGCUCCUGUUAACCCACAUGGCCUCACAUUCAUGGUCACUGGAUCUAAACUGGACCUGCGGCGGUACAUAGAGGGAGUGGAAGCAGAGCAGAUAGAGUGUGAGCUGCGUAGGUACAGCACACAGGGAAUCCACGUCCGCUGGCCAGUCAAGGGGGACAAAGAGUAUAAUAGCUGGUUCACCUGCACCCUCAGACACACACAGGGCCUGUUCGUAGUCACAGGAUUUCUCAGACAGCCAUCUGACCAGCCUCCCUCUGGACAGCAGGACUACCAUAAAUGGACUCCUAUUGGAGACACAGAGAUCCUCACAACAAACGUUGCCAUGGUCGUCAAAACACAAACUCCAUCAAUAAAAACUGGCCUAGGAUUCGAACGAAAACUCCACUGUCAGUUUGCUGUCGACCAUAAAGGACCAGACUUUACUGUGGAGUGGCACCGCAUGCAUCGUGGUGAUAAAACCAAACUUUUUAGUCACAAUAGCCGCACAGGAAAGACCCAGGGGAGUGGGGUUGGGCAGAAGAGCUUGGCAGGUGGAGAUGCUUCGUUUACCAUCCCGUUUACCAAGAUGAGCAGUGAAGGGAAGUACAUCUGUACUGUGUCUGUGGUUCCACUGUUUGCCGACAUGGAUGUUCAUCUACAUAUCGAAGAGGCUCCCCGUGUCUCCCUCAACAUCGGACCCACUCUCAACCUGCAGGAGGGCGGAGAGCAGAAGGUGAUUUGUGAGGCAGCGAGUUACUACCCUCUGGAUGUGGAGAUCAUCUGGUACGAUCAGGACCCAUCCUCAGUAGGCCAGAGGGUGGGUGCUCCUCUCCCCAAGGUGCUCCAGAACGUUCUGCUGUCCAGCCACAAACACAACACGGACGACACCUUCACCCUCUCAGCUUUCUUCUACCUCAAAGCCUCUCUCAGAGACUCGGGGAGACAGUUUACAUGCAGCGUGUCUCAUCAGUCCCUCAGACUUCCCAUCAGAAAGAGCUUCAUCCUGACUGUUGAAGAGCCAAGCAACUGGAUGUUUUACCUCGCUGUUGGCCUCACUUUGUCCACACUGCUGAUCAUCCUGAUUAAGAUGCUGUCCUACCUGCACUCAACAAAAAGCAGAUCAGCACAGAAGAAACCCUACUGAGCAGUCUCCAGUGGCUGGGAAGAAGAAAAGGAGAAGGAGAGAAUAUGUGAUUGAAUGAAACUUGAAUGUAUUUCAGUUUUCUGCUCAUGUCAAACACUCAAACACUUGAUCUGUUGUUCUCUGUUUGGUUAAAAUGCAGCAGAGUCAGUUUUGAGAAUCUCGGUAAUAGCACUAAACUGAGCAGUUCUUUUACAAGGGGGUUGUCAUGUUUUUUGAGAUUGGCAUGCACAAUAAUGCACAUGCAUACAUGGAAGUGCACAUGCAACACGAUCAUCAUGCAGUGCUUACAUAAAGAGAAGCAAAGUGAUCCUUUACACUGGCAGAGACAAGAAAAGCCCUAGCAAGCAAACAUGGAUGUAUGUUGAAUUAGUUCAGAGAAUAUCUUUAGGAAAAAUAAAAAUGUUGGUUUUUGGGAUUAUUUAAUGAGCUUUGGUGAGAGAAAACUUUUUUUUAACCACAAGAAAUCUUCAUGAUGAUACUUUUAAUAAAAUGAAUCUGUUGUGUUCAAGCAAUGUAAGACAACAAUCUGAAUUAUCUUUGAAAAAUGUACUGAUAAGAGUAAUCUCUCCAUUAACUCCCCAAUGAGAAAUUGUGACCCAGUUUUCCGAUUCGUUUUGAUUAAUCUGAUUUAUUUAACAAAAAAAGAACAGCUUGGACAUCAGUCAGAGCAAACAACGUGACGAAUAAAGGAGACAGGACUAAAUAAUGCUUUGAAAGACUUUCAUAGGUUUUUGGCACAGUUUUUCUCCAGUUUUUUUUUCACAAGCUAGUUUAAAGGGCUAUGCAAACCCACUCUGUGUCCCGACCAACCAGUUGAGAACUGCUGCCUUAUAUAAUGCAAUUCCAAGGUGUUGGACCUAUGGAUUUUUAAUGAAAUAAAGCUUUACUGAUU
Cheilinus undulatus (humphead wrasse) is the source of this 2614-nucleotide messenger RNA. Its product is annotated as tapasin-related protein-like. The transcript is spliced from 8 exons. NCBI's taxonomy places the organism in Eukaryota, Metazoa, Chordata, Actinopteri, Labriformes, Labridae. The record is from RefSeq and is a predicted model, not a curated record. The coding region runs from base 367 to 1722 and encodes 451 amino acids.